Saccharomyces cerevisiae S288C is the source of this 2313-nucleotide messenger RNA. It is a transcript of the gene NVJ2, whose product is annotated as Nvj2p. The record is from RefSeq and is marked reviewed. Bases 1 to 2313 code for a protein of 770 amino acids. Gene Ontology annotation, molecular function: lipid binding. Gene Ontology annotation, biological process: lipid transport. Gene Ontology annotation, cellular component: endomembrane system; nuclear membrane; endoplasmic reticulum membrane. The transcript has a single exon. NCBI's taxonomy places the organism in Eukaryota, Fungi, Ascomycota, Saccharomycetes, Saccharomycetales, Saccharomycetaceae.
AUGGCUAGCUUGAAGGUAUUUCUCGCAGUUUACUUGCUUGGCGGUAUCACAUUUUUGCCUUUGGUCCUUUUCACCCUCUAUAAAAUCCAUUUAUUGUACAGUAACCUUAAAUCGGCAUCGAAGAAGGAGCUAGAUCAUGAUACAGCAGACGAAAUUGAUGAGAAAACCAGACUUCUGGCUCGCGAUAUAGACCCAGAGUUUAAAGCACGCAAGCUAGAAGAGCAAUUAGGUGUCAAAGUUUUUAACAAGGGUUGGAUCACCGUCACUAAGCAAUAUUAUUAUCAUUCUUCAGAAGUGGCUGUAAUUUUGAAGAAUUCUAAUAAUAAUAAAGAUUCAGACACUGCACUUCAAGAGCAAAUCUUGCAAAGAACAGACUUGAAGAAAAAACAAAGGUUUUUUGCAGUAUUAAGACAUGGAAAUUUGUUUUUGUAUAAAGACGAUUCUCAAAAUGCAAAUUUGGUCCAUGCUAUAUCUUUACAAAACAGAUUUAUCACCAUUUGGCCCCGUUUCGAUGAACUGGGUAAGGAAGAAUUGCCAGAUGCCUCGCUUUUCACUAAGAGAACUUGUAUUGCUAUUUUCAAGAAUGACCUCGUUUCUAUAGACUCUAAAAACCAUAAUGUUAUCCUGCCACACUUCGACCCACUUACCAGUGCUGAAUCGAAUAACGGUGACAUCUCUACCAAUGACACUACACAUGAAUAUCAAUCACAAUUCCAUAGCUCAAAUCAGUUCUUCUUGUAUUUCGAUAAUAACAUGGACAAAGAAGAUUGGUAUUAUCAGUUGAUCAAUGCCUCUAAAAACAGUAAUUCCCUCUCAACUGGUUUAUUGGAUCCUAAUGUUUCAGCUAACGCAGCUCAUUUGAAGACUAAGGAUAUGUUACAAUUGAUUCAGGAUAUCAACUCUACUGAAAAUCAGUUAACUACUAAGUGGCUGAAUGCUCUUCUUGGGAGAUUAUUUCUUUCUCUGCAACAAACUGAUACGUUGAAUAAGUUUAUUCAUGAGAAAAUCUGCAAGAAAUUGAAUAAAAUAAAAACCCCAGGGUUCUUGGAUGAUUUGGUUGUUGAAAAGGUCGACGUGGGUGAUAGUGCUCCAUUAUUCACCUCUCCUGAGUUAUUAGAAUUGUCUCCUGAGGGUUCGACUAAGAUUGCUAUCGACGUUCAAUACAGGGGAAACUUGACAAUUAUUAUUGCGACAAAGGCGAGUAUUAACUUGGGAUCACGUUUCAAACAAAGGGAGGUUUCUUUGCAGUUGUCCAUAAAAAUUAAAGAAUUUUCCGGUCCACUUUUAUUUUUAAUCAAACCACCUCCAUCUAACAGAAUUUGGUAUGCUUUUCGCACCGAACCUAUAAUGGAUUUUGAAAUUGAGCCCAUUGUCAGUUCAAGUAAAUUAUCAUACAACGUCGUUACUAACGCUAUAAAGAGUAAGUUUGCCGAAGCCGUGAAGGAGUCCCUAGUUGUACCGUUUAUGGAUGAUAUUGUUUUUUAUCCAACACCUAAUGAAGUAUACAGAGGUGGUAUUUGGGAGGAGCAGGAUCCUGAGGCAGCGGCGAGGGCUCGCACUGCUGCGGCAGCCUCAGAUAUGAAUAAUACUAGUGCUAAGGAACACUUAGAAGCACUUCAAGAGGGCGGAAUGAAAACCCAGAGUCGAAUCAAAAAAGCCUUAAGGCCAGAGAGAAAGAAAGAAAACCUAAAAGAUCUUGUUGACGCAUCUGGAGUGGCAACGAAAACUACAACCCAGACAACAGUCACAACCGCGACUAAUGAUGAUGUUUCCAGUUCUGAAAAUUCUACCAAGUCAAGGAAAUACUUCAAGAAUUCAAUCAAGAAAAUCGGUAGAUGGUAUAAGGAUAAUGUUGGUAAUUCGAGUGACACCGAAGAUAUGGAUGAAAUAGAUGUUCAAGAUAAGAAAAAUGACGAUUCAGCAGAUGAGAGAGAAUCAGAUAAUCCUAUCCUUACAUCCAAUCCAAAAAUGAUUUCUAAUAGGAGACCAGUACCAAGAAGGCCUUCACAACCGUUAAAUACACUAUCUCCAAAACUAGAAGGCAGGAAGGAAAAAGACACUGAGAAUUUUCCAGUUCCACCGUCGGCUUCAAAUAUGAAUGCUUCAAAGAUGUUUGCGAACAAAGAAAAUAGAAAGUUUUCUGUAUCCUCAAAUGAUUCUCAGAAUUCGCUCAAAAAUGGUGAUCCCCAUGUGAAAGCUUCAAAACUUGAAAGCUCUCAAGCUUUUGUUAAGAAGACCUCUCAGAAUCGUUUUAAUGACGGCUUUUUCAAGCAAGAUUUAGAAUUUGAAGAACAGCGAGAGCCCAAACUGUGA